This is a messenger RNA of Penicillium taxi, 4338 nucleotides long. Its product is annotated as GTP-Rho binding exocyst subunit SEC3. The transcript is spliced from 5 exons. The coding region runs from base 1 to 4338 and encodes 1445 amino acids. The record is from RefSeq and is a predicted model, not a curated record. Gene Ontology annotation, cellular component: plasma membrane; exocyst. Gene Ontology annotation, biological process: exocytosis; Golgi to plasma membrane transport. NCBI's taxonomy places the organism in Eukaryota, Fungi, Ascomycota, Eurotiomycetes, Eurotiales, Aspergillaceae. Gene Ontology annotation, molecular function: phosphatidylinositol-4,5-bisphosphate binding.
AUGAUCAAUGGGAAUGGGAAUGGUCGGCCUCGCCCACCUCCGCCUCGCGGAGCCAACAGUCGCCAAGGGUCGGGCGAUACCUCCAUCUCUAGGGCCGAGAAGUUUGAAGAUGAGAAGAAACGUAUUAUGCAAAGCUGUUACUCGAAGAAGGAUAGUGAUGGAACCUUAAUUGAAUCAUACAUAACACACGUCCGCAUCACCGAGGAUGCAGCCUACCCCUCUACCCCUGCUCCACCAGAAUCGGCGCCCAACAACAAAAAGCCCCGCGUGAUCAUUGUUUCCGUCCGAAGAUCAGGUAGAGUGCGCAUGCAUAAGGCCCGUGAGAAUAACGAUGGAUCGUUUUCAAUUGGCAAAACAUGGAUGCUCGACGAUCUCACUGCGAUUCAAACCUACCAUACCUUUGUUCCGAAGACACCUGAAGAGCAACACUACAAGGAAUGGUCAGCAAAUGUUGGAUUUGUGGUCGUCAUUGGAAAGCCCUACUACUGGCAUGCUAGAAGUGCUAAGGAGAAGGACUUCUUCAUCGGCAGUUUGGUGAAGAUCUAUAAAAAAUAUACGGGAGGAAGACUACCGACCAUGUUUGGAUUUGAUGAAAGAGAACGGCAAUUACUCAUAGGAGAAGUACCAGGAAUUGCAUCAGGAAUCAAACAAGGACACCAACAACCACCACCUUCGCGUGCUGGGCCGUCAUCGGAAACCGUUAUUGCGCCACAAGCUCCACCACUACAACGUCCUGGCCGUGAUGUGAAACCUGAGAUCAGACGGCAGAUCUCUGAAGACCCUAUAAUUCGGGCUCAGAAGAGCCGUGAGCAAUUACCACGUCCAUCCACUGCGUCUAAACCAGCUCCGCCGUUUGGAGCGCCUUCCAAUCCAACGCCCUAUGUUCAUCCGCCGCAACGCAUGGAGCCAAAGCUUGGUUCACAAGGAUCAUCAUUCUUGCAAGAAAGUAGUCAACUCAGUAUUCCAGACUCUCGACCAUCGUCAUCACGUGGUGAAGACGUCCCUAAAAGUCCAUUAACAACCACACCUCAACCCAUAGAAAAAAGAACAUUGGAACCGAAGCUGAGUACGGAUGCAUUACGCCCAGUUACACCCGGUUCAUUCAACGGCGAGACGAGAGGCACACCAAGCCCCGGAGGAAUCAGCCCUGGAGGCAACCUUGCACCGAAAUCGCCGUACCAAACAUAUCAACCAUAUCAGCCAUACCGUGAAACCCCCAGUGUGCCCAUUCUUGAACAGCCACGGCCGCCCCCGGAGAAGAAGUUACCGGAAGCUCUCAAAGUUGCGACGCCUCCUAUUGUGACACUAACAGAUCAACCGAAGAGUGUCCCAGUUGGAGAGGAUAUACCAUCUUCGCCACUCAUCGUGGAACCCGAAGUGGCAGCAGCUGUUAUGGCAGUGGCAGAGCCAUCUAGCCACCCUGAAUUUAUCCCCACAAAAUCUCCCACAGAAGCCCCCGCAGAAGCUCCCCCAGAAGCCCCGAAAGAAAUUCCCGCAGAAGAGACACCAAUAAGUCCGGCCUCGUCCGAAGAAGCAGGAGACGCACAUCGCCCUGGUCUGGGUCCUAUGGUAAAGAACAAGGGUACAAAAGAGCUUGCAGGUGCCUUCCGUAAAGCUGCAACUGCCUAUGGUGCCUUCAAACCGCGAGCUGGAGGAGCUGGAGAGCGACUGCUAGCAGCAGCAAAGAAACAGAAGGCGGAAGAAGCUGGACCCGAUGGAAUUACAGGCGUUGUUCCUGCCCCAUUCCUUGCCCGGUCUGCCAAUGAUGCACCCAAGAGCCCAGUGGAUGAGCAGGCACCAGCAUUAUCACCAUCACCAACGCCAGCCGCCCCUGUGGUAUCAAAGCCCACAGUUGAAAUAACGCAACCACCCACAGAGGAGCUUCGGGUAGACCUUCUCCCUACUUUGGAACAGUCUCUUGAUUCUUUGUCAGAAAUGACAUUGGAAAACCGUUCGCGAACACCCUCUCCAUCAGCUCAAAGUCGUCGUCGAAGACGCCGUGAAGAUAACACAAUAAAGUACUGCCAAGCUCUUGGAAUCGAAAUCAGUAUUCUUGAUGGACGUGGAAUUGACUUUGAUGAUAUACUGACCGAUUUGGGUUGGAACGGCAGGCUAGCUGACGAGCAAAAGUUUGAGGACUUGGAAGCCGACAUCCGUCGCGAGAUAGGACGUGUUGAAGCGACUAGCUGGCUUGGUAAUCUGGAACAACAAGAUGGAAAGGUAGAACAGCUGGGUGUCCUCAUUGACAAGACAAUCGAAGAGUGUGACGAGCUGGAUGGUCUUUUGACUCUUUACUCUCACGAAUUGAACACACUUCAUGAAGAUGUGGCCUAUAUUGAAGCCCAGUCUCAGGGUCUCCAAGUGCAGACGGCCAACCAAAAACUGCUCCAGAAUGAAUUGCAGUCACUUUUGAAGACACUGUCGAUCUCUUCAUCUGACAUUCGUCCACUCAAAGAGGCCUCUCUCAGCAGCCCAGGUGGAUUGAGAGAUACCGAAAAUGCCUUGUCAACUUUGUACAAAGCUAUGCUUAUGAUUGAUAAUGAUCUUGGAUCUAAUAAGACGCGCUUGGUUGAUGCAAGCGUCGGAGUUUAUGCCAACACCGACUUCGGUCAAAUGCGUGCAAUUAAACAGAAGAAGGAGGAGUACCACUCUGCUGCACUGGUUUUCCUCCAACGACUCAAGCAGUUCAUGGCUGUUGCCUUCAAGAUGGCAGAGCAGAAACGGGUGGAGGCGGCGGCAUCGGCAUCAGGUGACCCCAUGAAGCUAGAUAGCUCCGCACGACAUCAAUUCCGCGCAGAAAUUUGGAAAUAUAACCCGCUCAUGUUGUUCGCCCGUGAGGUCAGCAUGGCAGAAUGGCAUUCUUUGGUCGGUAUGUACGACCAGGGAUCUAAGCCUUCAUAUCAGGCUGAAUUCCGCGACAACAACUCAGCUUGGAAGAAGAUAGCCCGAAAGCCCACCGGAGAGGAGUCGGAACUCCUCUUCACACAUCAAGAAAAGGAGAAAGAAGCCGAGACUAUCACAAUGGCUGCUCGCAAGCUUACCGUUCGACGAGGCAAGACUGUUCGUGCUGCAGCUGGUCUCCGGUUGGCUUCCAACGAGAAGAAGAUUACUAGCAAAGUGGACCCCUAUGAGGCCUUUGCCGGGACUUUGCGCGAGACCUUGAAUAUGAUCACUCAGGAACAGAACUUCCUUGUUGAGUUCUUCCACCUGAAUUCUCUCGCCAAUGCUGACUUUUCAGACUUGGUAUCUGCCACACCAGAAUCACGACAAUGUCCAGAUGUUUCAGCUAAGCAGUCGCAUGAUCUUGACCGCACGAUGGCGAAGAGAGUCGAGGGAAUCAUGGAUGAAGUCUACUCUUUCUGGCCCGCUGACUUGCAGUCUCUGAUAGAUUGGGCGUUACAGGCUGAUCCUUUGCAAGGAAUCGGAAUUUUGUUUUCUUUGGAGUCGGCAAUUAGUGACUUUGAGGAGAGCAACCAAGAAUUUGUCAUCCAUGCGAUGCAAAAAGUCCACACUCGACUCAUGGGCCUUUUCAACCGAUUUGUGGAUGAACAGAUUCGUGGUAUUGAAGAUACGAAGGUCAAGGUCAACAAGAGAAAGGGCGUGAUUUCAUUCAUGCGCGUUUUUCCGCAUUUCUCCAAUGCCAUUGAGAACAUGCUUUCUCAGCCGUCUAGCGAGUUCUGUGACAUUCGAAUCAGCAUCAACGAGGCAUAUGAUCGCAUUAACCGAGCGAUGUGGGAGUCACUCAAAUUCAUCGCCAAGGAAGCACCAGGCCAACCAGCAGGUGUGACCGCAGGUGCUGGAGAUCCCGAGGACAAGGAGGUUCUCAAUUACCACAUUCUGCUCAUAGAGAAUAUGAAUCACUACGCCGAGGAAGUCGAUGAACAUCAUCUUCCAGUCCUACAACGCUGGAAGGACCGAGCCAAUGAAGACUUCGCUGAGCACAUGAAGCUCUACCUUGAUUCAGUGAUUCACCGUCCUCUCGGCAAGCUCCUUGAUUUCAUCCAGUCCAUUGAAAACCUGAAAGAAUCCGGAGCUGUUGCCGACAUCGCAUCUCGCGCAAGCUACUCUCGAUCCGUGGCGAAGAAGCUAUUCUCCUCGUACGACGUCAAAGAAAUCAAACGCGGUGUUGAGCUGCUGAAAAAGCGAGUUGAGAAGCAUUUCGGUGACGCUGAUGACCCUGGUCUCAGCCGAAGCCUUGUGAUCAAGGUCCUACGGGAAUGCGAAAUCCGCUAUGAAAAUGCGUAUGACAAAACCCGGCACAUUAUCGAUACUGUAUAUGAAGGGCAACUGGAACUGGACUGGCGCAAGGAGGACGUCAACGCCAUGUUCCGGAAAUGA